Carassius auratus (goldfish) is the source of this 1620-nucleotide messenger RNA. Its product is annotated as inosine-uridine preferring nucleoside hydrolase-like. Gene Ontology annotation, molecular function: hydrolase activity, hydrolyzing N-glycosyl compounds. The transcript has 6 exons. The coding region runs from base 86 to 1054 and encodes 322 amino acids. The record is from RefSeq and is a predicted model, not a curated record. NCBI's taxonomy places the organism in Eukaryota, Metazoa, Chordata, Actinopteri, Cypriniformes, Cyprinidae.
GUGGACUGAGCUGCCUGUCAAUGAACUGAACGGAAGCAGGUGUUAAAGGUAGGAGGACAACAGACACAGUUAAAAUCCAUCCAGCAUGGCUCAGAAGCUGCUGAUAAUGGACACGGACUGUGGUAUUGAUGAUGCUCUGGCUAUCAUCGUCGCUCUCGCAGCUCCUGGUGUGAAGGUGUUGGCCAUCACCUGCUGCUUUGGUAACACCAAUGUGGAUAAUGUAUGUCAGAAUGUGAUGCGUGUUUUGACAGUCUGUCAGCAAACCCAGAUUCCAGUUUUUAAAGGGUCUGCUGGUGCUCUAAUUAGACCUGUGACAGGAUUUAAAGAUCACUUUGGCACAGAUGGACUUGGAGAUGUUCUGGAGAACUCUGAAGUUUGGAAAGGGCAGAUACAGAAGGAGCAUGCUGUUCAUGCUAUGAUAAGACUGGUGAAUGAAAACCAGGGAGAGGUAUCGCUCAUAGCUCUUGGUCCACUCACUAACUUGGCUUUGGCUGUUAGAUUAGAUCCCUCCCUCCCUCAGAAACUCAAGGAUCUGUACAUUAUGGGCGGUAACAUGGAAGGCAAGGGAAAUCUGACACCAUCCGCCGAGUUUAAUUUUAGUAUGGACGCUGAAUCAGCUCAUGUAGUUUUGGAGGAAUAUACCUGCUCAACAUGCAUCGCAACCUGGGAGUUCACAUGCAGAAACAAAUUAUCUUGGGAUUGUUUUGAAGAGCUGGUCAAUCAGGAUACAUCAGCUGCUCGAUUCAUUAAGAUGAUAACCUCCAAGUGCUGGGCCUACUCUCGAGAACCUCACAUCAACAACAAAGAUUUGCUCUUUGGGAACGGGUUUGUACCCUACGACGCCUUCGCUGUGGCAGCUUGUGUGGACAGCAGUGUGAUAACAGAGCAUUUACAGUGUGCCGUACGUGUGGAGGUACAAGGUCAGUUGGGACGAGGCAUGAUGGUUGUGGAUGCUGCCAAUACAUUGAAGAAAGGCAAUCUUGCCUUUGUAAUGAGGACAUGUGACCUUAAAAAGUUCAGCUUGAUGCUGAAAGCAGCUUUACAAAUAGCGUAGAAAUGCAACUUUGCAAUAGAUUUGUAUUGCAAGACCUCAAUCUUCAAAUGUAGGAUCCUUUGUGCUUUAAUGGCGCAACUUACUCUGUUCUGUUAAAGGGGUUAGUUCACCCAAAAACCAAUAUCAUUCCAAACCCAUAAGACUCUUGUUCAUUUUCAAAACACAAAAUGAAACCUAAGAGAUUUCUAUCCCUCCUUUGAAAGUCCAAACAACCAAAUCUUUGAUGCUUUCAAAAGUUUAUAAAGACAUCAUAAAAAAAAUCAAUCCAUUCACUGAUCACGGUUUAAAUGAGAAAAAAGAUGAGAUGAAACUCUAUUAAUCAUAUAAAGUGAUCAGGUCUCUUUUCAGAAGAAUUAGAUCAUACCUUUUAAUUUAUAUGAAUGUUUACAAUGUUUGUAACACUGUUUGAAUCAUUCAACUUUUGAUUGUGUGGUCAGAAAAAUGCUCAUUUGGGUUUAGAAAAUCUAGGUUUAGAAUGAGAUGGUGUGAGAAUGAUUUUUUUGUUUUUGGAUGAACUAUCCCUUCAAUCAAGUUUAAAUUCAGCCGGAAAUAAAAUGAGAAGUCAA